AUGGCCAUUAAGAGAGUGUUUGUGCAAAUCACCUACCGCAAUGCCUGGCACAUAAUAACCCAACGAUAUAAGCAACAAAGCACGAAGACUGAGAGACUAGAACAAGAGCUCCCAGCGCCCGGACGCGGCCCGAAGCGCGCGCAGUAUCAAGAUAAAGAGGAAGUUGUCUUAUGGAUGAAUACUGUUGGGCCCUACCAUAAUCGCCAAGAGACAUAUAAGUACUUUUCACUUCCAUUCUGUGUGGGGUCAAAAAAAAGUAUCAGUCAUUACCAUGAAACUCUGGGAGAAGCACUUCAAGGAGUUGAAUUGGAAUUUAGUGGUCUGGAUAUUAAAUUCAAAGAUGAUGUGAUGCCAGCCACUUACUGUGAAAUUGACUUAGAUAAAGAAAAGAGAGAUGCAUUUGUGUAUGCUAUCAAAAAUCACUACUGGUACCAGAUGUACAUAGAUGACUUACCAAUAUGGGGUAUUGUUGGUGAAGCAGAUGAAAAUGGAGAAGAUUACUAUCUUUGGACGUACAAAAAACUCGAAAUAGGUUUUAAUGGAAAUCGAAUUGUUGAUGUUAAUUUGACUAGUGAAGGAAAGGUGAAACUGGUUCCCAAUACUAAAAUCCAGAUGUCAUAUUCAGUGAAAUGGAAAAAGUCAGAUGUAAAAUUUGAAGAUCGAUUUGACAAAUAUCUCGAUCCAUCCUUUUUUCAACACAGGGUCGCCGUUUGUUGCAUCUGUUUUUUUGUUAUUCUUCCUCUAAAUCUUGUUGGUACAAUACUUGGCCGAAAUCUGUCUGGUCAGCCCAACUUUCCUUGUCGUGUCAAUGCUGUGCCUCGUCCCAUACCGGAGAAAAAAUGGUUCAUGGAGCCUGCAGUUAUUGUUUGCCUGGGAGGAAUUUUACCUUUUGGGUCAAUCUUUAUUGAAAUGUAUUUCAUCUUCACAUCUUUCUGGGCAUAUAAGAUCUAUUAUGUCUAUGGCUUCAUGAUGCUGGUGCUGGUCAUCCUGUGCAUUGUGACCGUCUGUGUGACCAUUGUGUGCACAUACUUUCUACUAAAUGCAGAGGAUUAUAGGUGGCAAUGGACAAGUUUUCUCUCUGCUGCAUCAACUGCGAUCUAUGUUUACAUGUAUUCCUUUUACUACUAUUUUUUCAAAACAAAGAUGUAUGGCUUAUUUCAAACAUCAUUUUACUUUGGAUAUAUGGCAGUAUUUAGCACAGCCUUGGGGAUAAUGUGUGCUGUCUUUUGGGGAGACAUUGCCUUAGAUGAAGAGGACCUGAAGUUAUUUCACGUCGACAAAGCCGGAGACUGGAUCAAGCAGUCAGCAGAGGAAGGGGAACAUAGCACAG
This is a messenger RNA of Leptonychotes weddellii (Weddell seal), 1330 nucleotides long. The record is from RefSeq and is a predicted model, not a curated record. NCBI's taxonomy places the organism in Eukaryota, Metazoa, Chordata, Mammalia, Carnivora, Phocidae.